Molecule: messenger RNA, 2839 nt
Organism: Blastomyces gilchristii SLH14081
Lineage: Eukaryota; Fungi; Ascomycota; Eurotiomycetes; Onygenales; Ajellomycetaceae
Exons: 1
Coding region: 594-1181 (195 amino acids)
Source: RefSeq, a predicted model, not a curated record
UUGGGGUUGUUUGCAUUUACGCUGUACAGCGUAGGUUCCCAAAUUGGCGCCCCCCUUCCCUCGCUGAGUCGCUGCCCUCGUGUCGCUCGUUUCGCUUCCCCUUGCUAGCUGCAUAACUACUCCCUCGCUGCCUUUUUGUUGCCGCCGCCGGUUGCCCCUCUUCCGUCGUGGGUUGCUUAUAUGGGGCUUCUUCUUCUAUGAUCUUGUGCUGGGCGUAACUAUAUAUAAGUCAUCGCCUUCGCUCCUUGUUUCCUCAGGCCAUCCAUCAGCCUAUCUCCAGAAACUAUUUUUGAUAUUGUGUGUCCACUCACGUACUUCCUCACUCCUAAUUACUACACCAAACCGCUCACUCACUACUACUACUACUACGACACUCGACAACACCACUCCUAUCGAGUCCUCGAGUGAAACCCGCCUUGUUGGAUAUUUACGAGCAAGCAGUUCGUCUCAUUACCCAUAUUUAACCUCCUCACGACCUCCGUAGAAAAGCUAUCAAUCAGCAGCUCACCACUUCCGCAAAACGGUUCUCUACCAGAAAAAACAGCGGUGGUUGCCUCGCGAAAGCUGCUGCCUCCCACAAACCAGGGAGCACCAUGAGAAGUGACCGCUCAACCACCUACAUGCACUCAUCGCCGUCCAUUCUCCCAUCCAUGUCUCCCUCUCUCCGGCCCAAUUCCCCUCCUCCCUCCCGCAACAGAGUCCGCAUGUCUCCCAAACCAAAACACGCCAUCCAGCUGGGCAACCUCCCACGCUUCCACCCAGCCGUCUACCAAUCCGCUUCGAACGCUCCUCAUAACCAACCUCCUUCCCCGCUCCAACAACGACCCGCCCAGCCUUACAGAAUACCAUCAGGUUCAAGGGAUGCCCUACGUCAGUAUCGUGACCUCGUCGCAGGCGUGACUCUUACACCACGAGGCUCUUCAACCAGUGGCGGCACAAAGCCUUCUAAACCACGCAUCGAUCCGCUGGGCAGUCCGGGCCCCGUAACGCCCCUGGCGCUCGAGGACGAUGAGGGUGGAUAUUUCGUCGCUGGGGCACCGUGUUCUCUGCCGUCGGAUUCCAGUGCGAGGAAUCAUGAUGGAUCUGUUUCGCCACGGGAGCUUGUUGAGAAACUGAUCCAGCGGGAGACGGAGAGGUUGGCGUCCCAGGGCUCGUCUAGGAAGGAGAAUAAGGGCUGGUAAAGAAAUGGUUGGCCACCUUUUAUACUACACUACCUAUUUAUUCGACCGGCCCACAUACAUCAUCAUGGAUCACGACUCUCUUUGGUUUCUGCCUAUGCAUUUCUUCCCAGCCUAGUUCAUCUCCUACCAUGACGAUCUGAACAACCCCCUUUGGCCGCUAAAGUGCUCUCUCCCUCGCAAGUGAACACAGUGAACAGCAACGACAAAAACGGAUACCAGUCCAAUCGACACUUUAUGCAACUUCUCUCUCGCCAUUUUUUUGUCAUUCGGCCGAUGAUUUUUUUUCUCAACGACUUGCGAAUACCCGCCCAGCUACGGCUUGGCUUGCCUCAUGUUUGUUUAUCUGAAAAGUACCAAACGACAGCCAAAAAAAGAAAAAAAGCAUAGAACCAAUGCUGAAAAAGGGCAAAUUUAAAGCAUGGAGAUAGAUAAACAGGAGCAUGGCACUCGUUAUUUUGUUACUGAUUUUUCUUUUUUCUUUUUUUUUUUUUUUUUUUCCGUGUGGCAUUUGUAUACCAUAGUGUCGUUUUGUUUCCUUUAAUUUUUUUUUUUUUUUUGUGUGUGUGUGUUCGUGUUUUCUUUUGACAUAUCUAUCAUCAUACCCUUCGACUCUCCUUGUAUUUUCACGUUUCGCUCUCACAAACCUACCGCACCGAACGCUGUCUGCUGGCAGCAAGGAGAGGUAAAGCAACCUACCAUGGAGUCUAUCUCAUCCUAAGUUUGUAUCAACUCCUAACCUAUAACUCCUUCCAACUUGUCAUCUGCUGUUUGCGAUUCUUUUUUAUUUCCUUUUGUAUGUCUCUUUCACUUAUGUUAUUUUUCCCACCAUGAACCGCAUCAUCUGUGCUCUUGAGUGUAUAUACCCCCCCAUUGUUUUUGUCCUAUCUUAUUUUAUUUCCUCUACCUUAACUACAGUUAUCAAAGACGAUAACCAUGGAAUCAUAUCCAUUAAAUUAUUACCAUGUCCACUGCCGUGGGUACAUGCACCUUACCAUUCAUUAUCCGAUUCCAUCCUGCCUACCCUUCGCCAAUCAACAAACCAGGAAAUACUCCCGCCCCUCAUACCUCGAGAGUUAAGCCCAUCAUCCAACCCACGUUUCAGGAGGGAUUUAUACAUACACCACUAAAUACACCACAGCUAUGAAGAAUUGGGUUUAGCUCAGUAAUUGGCUUUCCAUUAAUUAAUACAUAAACAAAUUGGGAAUAUUAUGCACAUGCGAAGUUUACUUAUCACUGUCUGUCUACCUUGCCUGCCUAAUAGCUAACUAGCUGCCUAUCUAUAGUCUAUAUGCUUCAUUCAGUCUAUUUAUUCUAGCAGUGCUUAUAGCUGAGAAGAACCCCCUGCUAUGUACAGAGUAAAAAUAUAUAGAAUUAAACAGAGAGAGAAGGGAGACAGAGAGAGCUUGAGACUGCAGAACAUUGAUUUUUAUAUCACAAGUUACUUUUUCAUUCUUCUUUCAAAUCACUUGUGUACAUAAGAUUUCCCAGUUUUUUUAGAAAUAGCUGUGGUGUAUGUAUAAGAUCCCUGAUCGAUAUCCACUCACAAAACCCGUCCCGUCCCACCCACCACAGACCACAGACCAACCACCCGCGCCCGGCAUGAAAAAACUCUCUUCCCCACACCAUCCUCAAUCAAAAUAAUUGUUACUGCGUAAGAA